This is a messenger RNA of Nylanderia fulva, 2987 nucleotides long. RefSeq names its product sulfhydryl oxidase 2. The record is from RefSeq and is a predicted model, not a curated record. Gene Ontology annotation, biological process: protein folding. NCBI's taxonomy places the organism in Eukaryota, Metazoa, Arthropoda, Insecta, Hymenoptera, Formicidae. Gene Ontology annotation, cellular component: Golgi membrane. Gene Ontology annotation, molecular function: protein disulfide isomerase activity; flavin-dependent sulfhydryl oxidase activity.
AAUAAAUCUAUAAGUUACAAAAAUACGAAUAAAUAUCUCGCUCAUUAUUGGAAAAGAAUUUUUUUUAUAAUUUCCAAAAGUUAUCUUUUUCUCAACUAUAAACAUACAAAAUAUAGAUAAAAUAUCUGCUCAUAUCGGCAAAGGAAAAGAGGAAUUCGGAGAUAUACGAUAUACGUCAGCGCGGGAUGCAUCGGAAUGCGAUAUUCUUCGGUUCUUUUCAGACAAGCUCGGUUCGCUCGGCCGCUCGGCUACUUGUGAUUGGUAGAUUGUUUUCGAGCAGCGCCGAACCGCCCGACGUUUACCGAAGUUGGUAUCCCCUCUCUUCUCACAAAUUCUUCCCUCUCCGAAAAAUAAGCCUAAUCUAUAUAUUUAUAUAUCUAUGGUUUUCGUAUGUUUUCAUCGCUAGAGCUUAUUCCGGUUUGUGUUCAAAGUUCAAAGAGUUCACUGAUUUAACCUAAAUAUCUAUACACGUCAAACAUGUCAUUGAAGUGUCAGUCGAAUGUCAUUGAAUAUCAGGUUAUGUUUAAUCAUGUGAGAAAGAUCGGUAUCCUGUAUAUGGAUACAUCAAUGUAAAUUAGUAAAUUACACUUCUAAUAUUAGGAGGGUGGAAGCAACGAGGUUCCACUUGUCGUUCGACCUGUCAACCGACUAGAAACAUAUACGUCGAUAAAUACGAGAUAACGCGUGGAUUAUACGCAGGUAUUAUUGAAAAGGAGAGUGAUCAAAUUCUAAUGUCAAUUAUCAAAGAUAUAAAAUGAAGAUGGAGCUAGACGUGACAAGGAUUGUAUUAAAAUUAUGGCUACUAAAUGCUCUGAUGAUGAAUCAUUGCAGCGCAGCAAUACCUUUAAAGGAUCAUUUUCAAAAUCUGAUAGGUGGUCAAGGCUUGUAUAAUGCUACUGAUGAUGUAGUGGUUCUUAAUGCCACAAACUUCAAAACGAGCGUUUAUGGCAGCAGCAGGAGUUGGCUAGUCGAGUUUUACAACAGCUGGUGUGGCUUUUGUUACAGAUUUGCGCCAACUUGGAAAGCUCUUGCGAGUGACAUUCUUUCUUGGAACGAUAUCGUCGUAGUUGCAGCGAUAGAUUGCGCUGACGAUGACAACAAUCCAAUCUGUCGCGAAUACGAGAUCAUGCAUUAUCCAACGUUAAAGUAUUUCUCGGUGAAUGCGCAUCCACCGUCUUUAGGUUUAGUAAUAGAAAAGGAAGACAAUAUCGAUUCGGUGAGGCGUAACUUGAUUAGUAGACUUGAGACGGAACAACAGGAAGGACGAGGAUCUACAUGGCCCAACAUCACACCAUACAGAAACGUCGAAAUAACGGACAUAUGGAGAACAACAUCCAGUAGUGUGAAGUAUUUCUUUUUCAUUUUCGAAGGUACCGGUUCCCCCUUGGGCACGGAGGUCAUUCUCGAUUUGCACAGAAUUAACAGCUUACAGAUACGUAGGGUGACCUCCGAUAAUGAACUGUUAUGCGUGAUGAACAAGGUUACAAAAUUUCCGACUUUGAUAGCCUUCGGGCGCAAUGAGUCGCAGAGGGUCGUUAAUGUGAGAGUAUCAUCCAGACAGGGAGUGCGGCGGGCUAUUAAGGAUUACGUAAUCACUAGAGGAAUUAACAUCGACGAAACGAUAGGCACGACGGUGUCUCACGAUACAGUACGAAAUGUCGAGAACGCGCAUCAACAGACAACAAUUGGUUCGUCUCACGAGGAACAGGAGGAGGAACAACAUUCGUCUAAAAAGACCGACGAUUAUUUAUAUCAACUUGAUCUAGAGAACGCGUUGCGUUAUUCGAUGAACAACGAGAUAUCCCUGACCAAGUCGAUAGACGGCGAAAAAAUGGAGGCUUUGCGAAAAUACCUCGCGGUGCUGGCGGCAUAUUUUCCCCUACGACGAGGCAACGCCUAUCUAGAGGUGAUACGCGACGUCGUCAAGAGCAGAACCACCAUGACCGGCGAAGAAUUUAGCCAGUUGGCGAAGACGACAGAGGAGGAGAUGUCGCCGGUGUAUUCAGCUCUGCCUCAUCAGUGGAUGGGAUGCAAGGGUAGCGCGAGCUCAUACCGGGGAUAUCCCUGCGGACUGUGGACCAUGUUUCAUAUGUUAACCGUGAACUUCGCUCUAAAACCGAGCAAGGUUCCUCACGCGGAUUUCUCGCAAAAUCCCGUGGCGGUGCUGCGAGCAAUGCACGGCUACAUCGGGACGUUCUUCGGUUGCGCCGACUGUGCUGCUCAUUUCGUAGAGAUGGCCAGCAAAAAUAAGAUAUUCGACACGCGUAGCAGAGACGAGGCCAUCCUCUGGCUCUGGCGGGCGCACAACGAGGUGAACGCUCGAUUGUCGGGUGAUGCUACAGAGGAUCCAGAGCACAAAAAGAUACAGUAUCCCGCGGCUGAGCAUUGCCCGGUGUGCAGAUACGCUAACGGCAGCUGGAACGAGGAAGAAGUUCUGCAAUAUCUGAGAACCAAAUAUAGCUAUAGCAGCAUCAAAUAUGAUGGAAUCAGCAGCUACAAUAGCGAUGUUGGCACGAUCAACGCAGGCAACGGUUCAAGGGUCAGAUUGGGAAGACUCGCCAAGGAGAAACACACCACCGCUUUCGGCUGGGACUUGAAUGUAUUCGAUAUCAGUAUCUGUGUAGUGCUGUACGUUACGUCAGCCGCGAUACUCGUGCUCGUAUGCAUUAAGUUUGCUGUUAAGAGGUCUAAGAAGAAGAGUCACAUCAGUCUGUUACUUAAAGCGUGAUCCUGUCUUCCUUGUACACUUUGUGCAAUGCAUAACUGUUGUUGUGCAAUAUUCCUGGACCAGUAAGCGUUAUUUAGACCAUCCCAGUUAAUAUUUUAAAAACAAAUCGGUAAGUCACCAAUUUUCAGUUAUAAUAUUUUAUUAAGUUCUCAAUCAGAUUGAGGAAAGUUACACUGUUGAAAAUAGUAACAAAACAAUAUAAAUUCUCAAACAAAAAUAAAAAUAAUAGGCUCACAUAUUAGCAGCAAUGUAUUCUCUU